Molecule: messenger RNA, 1094 nt
Organism: Prunus dulcis (almond)
Lineage: Eukaryota; Viridiplantae; Streptophyta; Magnoliopsida; Rosales; Rosaceae
Exons: 2
Coding region: 312-905 (197 amino acids)
Source: RefSeq, a predicted model, not a curated record
UUCCUCUACAAGAGACCACCGCACCGCUUCUAAAGGUGAGCAGACUCUGCCGAGUCGGUCAUUCUCGUAAUUUCCACCAACUUGGAUGGCAAGCCACUAACCCCCUUUCAAAACCUCUCCCCAAAACCCCCUCCAAAAUCUCCACCCAUUUCCCUUCCCCCAAAUCCCUACACUCAAGCUCUUUCUUCUUCCUCCUCACUCUCCCUAUUUUUUUUCCGAUUUUUUUUCCCAAAACCGAAAAAAAAAAAAAAAACACAGAGACAAAGACAAAAACCUGAAAAUCAAACGUAACACACGACGUAGCAACAGCAAUGGAAGACUACAUGAGAGGCUGUACGAGGAAGCUGGCGCUCUGGUACACGCGGACGUUCAAGCCCAUUAUGACCCACGACGAGCUCGAGCCCAUCAUGGCCACCUUCGGCUUCGUCGGCCUGCCACCGGCGGGCUCCGCCAAGGAGUACGUCUUCUCCGCCGCCGUCGGCCGCCGGAACAAGUGGGUCCCGGCGGCGGAACCGCCUUUUCCGAGGCCGAGGCUGCCGUACCCGAGAAUCGACGGGCUUCAUAUUUACACGUACCGGGCCUUUAUCGACGCCGUUAACUUUUACCUUGAGAUGUGUAACAUUUCCGAUCUCUUCCAUGUCAGAGGUAUGCCGCUCCAUGAUCUCAGUCGAAUUAGUGACAGAAACCGAAAGUGGCGGAAAAUGGAAGAAGAUGACAGUGUGUUUGUUUACAGAGAAGGAACACUGGAUCAAGCUACAUUCAAUCUUUAUCACCCUGCUAGUAAGAGCAUCAGCAACAAUCCCAAUAGCGGCAGCAGCGGCGGUCACAAUUCGAUCCUUAUUCGGGAUAAGGGAAGCAAUACCCCUGCCAGCUGCAUUGUUCCUUUGAAAGAUAUCAUAGUAUGAGAGUGAUACUCAUCAAGGUUGUAACUUGGAAGAAUAUAAGCAACAAAAACCUCACACAAUUAUCUUCAUUUUAUAAACCCAAAAUUUUGCUUUCCCCAUCCACUCUUCCUUUCAUGUGUGUGUGAGUGCGAAUGUGUGCUCGCCAAAUUUUAGUUUAAAGAAUGUUCAAAUUAACUAGCUCUUGAUUCA